AUGCCCAACCAGCACCCAACCCCGCCCCUCUCCAUUCCCAGCACCUGGAUCACCAAGCCCUGGCCCGUAAAGUGCAUCCUCUCCGAGACCUUCACCUCCUACCGCAUCCAAUGGGCCGGCUGUGACCCGAGGACGGGCACGUUGUGGCGGCCGACUUGGGAACUCAAAUCCAACGUCAACGCGGCCGCAAUCCACCACUGGGAGGGCCUCAAGGCGAAGAAAGCGGAGCGUGCGCGGGUGAGGGUGGAGCAGGACUCUGGGGGUUCUUAUACUGUACCUGCGCCUGGCCCUGGGCCUGGGAAUAAUAAUGGGAAUAGGAGGGGGCGUAGCGCGAGUGCGAGUACGACUACGAGUGCGGGCGCAGGCGCGGGUGCGGGUGCGGGUGCGGGUGAGUGGAGCGUCAUCGAAGCCACUGUGGCAGCCACCCGUACUGGGGGGGCCAUAGAGAUCGCAGAUUCAGUGGGCUCUGCGGACACUGAGGAUUCGGUUCUCAGUGUGGUGUAUGUGGAAUCUUCCAAAGUACAGACUCCGGCUAAGUCCAACGACCAAGCUAUCUCCGAAGGGCAGGCUGUCUCUAAAGAGCAAGCGGUCUCCAACGACGAAGACGUCACCAUGACCACCGAUGAGGCUCCCAUUGCAGCCGUGAGUCGCGAUAUUAGUCAAUGGAACUUUCUUGACGCUCCUCGCGCUGCUGGGAAUAGGGAGAUUGCGGAUUCGGUGGGAUCUGCGGCCUCUGAGGAUUCUGUGCUAAGCGUGGUGUAUGUGGGGACUUCGAGAGCGCGGAGUUUGUCGAACAAUGAAGAUAUCGACAUGACUAUCGACGAAGUUCCCUCCGCGGCAGUGGGUGGAGGUGCGCAUCAGUGGAGCUUUCUUGACGCUCCUCGUGCUGCUGGGGGUGUGGAGAUUGCGGAUUCGGCGGGAUCUGCGGAUUCCGAGAGUUCUUUGCAGACUGUGAAUGCAGUCGAAGCUUGCAAAGCUGUCCAAGCUCUGUCUGCUGGUACUGUCACCACUUCGACUAUUCCUCUGGAGGUUAUUUCUGCCGUGGAUUCGGUUUCCAAUGCCGAGUCUGUGUCCAACAACGAGGAUGUCGACAUGACCACCGAAGAUACCAUCCUUGAAACUGCAGUUAGCACUAUCCUCGCGGAGGCCUUUUACGGUGUCCACGUUUCUCAGUCUGGCGAUGAGUCUGUUCGGGCUACGGAGUCUGUCUGCAACAACCACGGCGAAGAUACCGACACCACCGAUAACACCCCACCACCUACCCCCAUCAUUUUCAAGCGGGCUGUCAAAGCCGCAGAAAUGACAGGGAUUCUAUAUGCCGUAGAGGUCGUGCACGCUGCCGAGUCUGUGGAUUCCACUGAUUGUUUGUCCGACCAGGAGGAGAGCGAUAUGACUACCUCCAAUACCUCCGCUGCUAGCAUCACUGUCGAGGAGACUGCCCAUGCUGUGGAGGCUGUAGGGGUUCUCUCUUCUCCCGAGUCCACCCAUUCCGCGCAUCAUGAGCCCGACGGAGAUAGCGACAUGACCAUCGACGAUGCCGUUAACUCUUAUGAGGAGGCUAUGGCGAGCGACGACGAGACUAUCACUGACCCGAAGUUCAUCUCCGACCCGGAGACCACCGACGACGAGUUCAUGUCUCCGUCCCCCUCAUCGUGCUCCGAUGCCGGCUCUACCUACGAAGACGACGCGUCCAUGUCCGGCGACUCUGACGGCUCCGACACCUCGGACACUCCCUCGCCUUCCCGCACUACAACCACCACUGCUGCUCGCCCCGUCUCGCCGGCGACGAUGAAGCAUAGCAUCCUGCUGCACCACAUGGUCGACCUGAACAACACGUUUGACGCGCUCGAGGCUGAGUUCCAUGAGUGUGUGCGGAUGGGGGAUCGGGCGCGGGCGUUGAGAAUUAGGGAACGCAUGGGCGGGAUUGUGGUGUGCAUGAAUGGGGCGAGGACGGCGUUGGCGUUGGCGAGUUGGAUUUAG
Morchella sextelata is the source of this 1980-nucleotide messenger RNA. RefSeq lists its product as uncharacterized. The record is from RefSeq and is a predicted model, not a curated record. NCBI's taxonomy places the organism in Eukaryota, Fungi, Ascomycota, Pezizomycetes, Pezizales, Morchellaceae. The transcript is spliced from 2 exons. Bases 1 to 1980 code for a protein of 659 amino acids.